GUCAUUUUGUGAAUUUUGUGCAUGUCAAUGCAUGGCGUUGGUUUUUAAAAGUUUAAUUUAAAUUAAUGUUUUGUUACAUGUUAGCGUUAUAAAAAAGUUUACUUUUUCUAGUCUUUGUUUGAACAUUAAGUGAUUAAUGUUUUAACAAGUUCUCUCUGUAAUCGAAGCGUAGAAGGACUAGCAACAUGACAACGGACGAAAACGCCGAAAUCGAUUGGGGUAAUGAGAGGUUAAGUCGUGCCCAACGAGCAGUUGAAGCCAAUACCUAUGACGUAGACUCCUGGUCUCUUUUGAUCCGAGAAGCGCAAACAAGGCCCAUAAAUGAAGUCCGGGCGAUGUACGAGAAACUUAUAGGAUCGUUCCCGACUACGGGAAGGUACUGGAAGAUUUAUAUAGAGCAAGAGAUGAAAGCGAGAAACUUUGAAAAAGUUGAAAAGUUGUUUCAGAGGUGCCUGAUGAAGAUUCUCAACAUCGAGCUAUGGCGCCUCUAUCUUAAUUACGUUAAGGAAACCAAAUGCAUGCUACCCACAUACAAAGAGAAAAUGGCACAGGCGUACGAUUUCGCACUGGACAAGAUCGGUUUAGAUAUCCACGCUUACCCAAUAUGGAACGAUUACGUAACGUUCUUGAAAGCCGUCGAUGCAGUGGGCUCGUAUGCUGAGAAUCAGAAAAUUUCUGCCGUCAGAAAGGUAUAUCAAAGGGCAGUCAUCACACCCAUAAUCGGCAUCGAAACACUGUGGAAGGACUACAUAGCGUUCGAACAAGGCAUUAAUACUAUUAUCGCGGAACGUAUGGCAAUGGAACGGUCGCGGGAAUACAUGAACGCGAGACGUGUUGCCAAAGAGCUUGAGACGGUCACUCGAGGUUUGAACCGAAACAUGCCCGCCACACCGCCUACCGUCGACCGAGAGGAGAUGAAACAGGUGGAACUGUGGAAGAAGUAUAUAGCCUGGGAGCGUUCAAACCCCCUACGUUCAGAGGACACGGCGCUGGUGGCCAGGCGCGUGAUGUUCGCGAUAGAACAGUGUCUACUGUGUCUAGCCCACCAUCCGGAUGUGUGGCACCAAGCUGCGCAGUUUCUGGAUCAUUCUGCGAAGCUCUUACAGGAGAAAGGGGACUCGAACGCCGCGCGCCUGUUCUCUGACGAGGCGGCCGCUGUAUACGAGAGAGCCACCAGCGGCCCGCUCAAACAUUCCACCCUCUUGCACUUCGCCCACGCUGAUUACGAGGAGAGUAGACUGCAUUAUAAUAAGGUCCAUCAAGUGUACACACGUUACUUGGACAUGGAGGACAUUGAACCCACGCUAGCGUACGUGCAAUACAUGAAGUUCGCGCGCAGGGCGGAAGGCAUCAAGUCCGCCCGGACAGUGUUCAAACGUGCCAGAGAAGAUCCCAGGUCUCUAUACCACGUGUUUGUGGCAGCUGCUCUGAUGGAGUACUACUGCUCGAAGGACAAAAACAUAGCCUUCCGCAUCUUCGAGCUGGGCCUUAAGAAGUUCUCGCACAUACCUGAAUAUGUGCUGUGCUAUAUUGACUAUCUAUCGCAUCUUAAUGAGGACAACAACACUCGCGUUUUGUUCGAGAGGGUCCUAUCAUCGGGCAGUUUGAAGCCAGAGAGCUCAGUGGACAUUUGGAACAGAUUUCUGGAGUUUGAGUCCAAUAUUGGCGACCUGGUCAGUAUCGUGAAGGUGGAGAAGCGAAGACAAGCUGUUCUUGAAAAGAUUAAAGAAUUUGAAGGCAAGGAGACCGCUCAGCUUGUAGAUCGAUACAAAUUCUUGGAUCUCUACCCCUGUAGCAUCGCCGAGUUGAAAUCUAUUGGAUAUACUGAGGUAGCAUCAAUGUCCAACAAAUCGUGGGCUCUCGGUGGACCCCUAGCAGGGAUAUCUCCAGAACUGGCUGCUGUUAUAUUGGGACAAAAGGAUAAUGAUCCGAACAAAGAUAUAGCACGACCUGAUACGAGUCAAAUGAUUCCCUUCAAACCUAAAGUCAACCCACUACCGGGAGAGCAUCCUAUAUCUGGUGGAACGUUUCCCAUGCCACCGGCUGCGUCGCAUUUAUGUACUUUGAUGCCGCCGCCCACAAGUUUCCGAGGUCCAUUCGUCUCCGUGGACAGACUCAUGCAGUUGUUCAACAGGAUCUCACUGCCUGACAAACCGCCUCCUCCAAGCCAAGAAAACGGUUGUGACACCAAGCUUUUUGACUUAGCACGCUCCGUGCAUUGGAUUGUGGAUGAUGAUGGCAUCAGCACCAACAAUAAGGCUCGUCGACGAAAAGCAGGUGAAGAUUCCGAUGACGACGAUUUGGGCGUGGCGCCACCACUCAACGAUAUCUAUAGACAGCGACAGCAGAAGAGAGUUAAGUAACCCGGAACAUUGUAAUAUAAUAAUUGAUAUUGAUGUCUGAAAUAAAAUAAAAUAAUGUUUUAACGAG
Molecule: messenger RNA, 2430 nt
Organism: Pararge aegeria (speckled wood butterfly)
Lineage: Eukaryota; Metazoa; Arthropoda; Insecta; Lepidoptera; Nymphalidae
Gene: su(f)
Product: protein suppressor of forked
Exons: 18
Coding region: 186-2363 (725 amino acids)
Biological process (GO): mRNA 3'-end processing
Cellular component (GO): nucleus
Molecular function (GO): protein binding; mRNA binding
Source: RefSeq, a predicted model, not a curated record